Molecule: messenger RNA, 2882 nt
Organism: Trichosurus vulpecula (common brushtail)
Lineage: Eukaryota; Metazoa; Chordata; Mammalia; Diprotodontia; Phalangeridae
Gene: IL2RB
Product: interleukin 2 receptor subunit beta
Exons: 11
Coding region: 379-2043 (554 amino acids)
Biological process (GO): immunoglobulin mediated immune response; cytokine-mediated signaling pathway
Cellular component (GO): membrane; external side of plasma membrane
Molecular function (GO): protein binding; cytokine receptor activity
Source: RefSeq, a predicted model, not a curated record
AGACUUGGAGGCCCUGGGCCAGGCCAGUGCAUGGAGCCCUUAGGGCAGAGUGUCAGGCUGCUGACAACGGCCUGCCUCCCUCCUCAGGCCACCUAAGGGACAGUGACCUCCCGUCUCCGGGAAUCCCCUCUCAUCCCAAGAAAUCCCUGCCUCAGAGUGCGCUUGCCCCCUCUGGUGGCCCUGGUAGGGGCAGUGUCCCUGAAGGAGGCAGCGGAGGGGGCUGAAGGUAACCAGCUGGAGGAGAUGAGAAUACCGGGGUGCAGAUGAACAGCAGGCCUGAUCCAAGACCCCCUCCCUCAUUGGUAGCUGAAUCAGAAAUAAAACUCAAGAGGACUUGCAUCUGUUUCUAGGGACCUAACUAUACAACUUUCUCUCCAGAUGGGGCCCCAUACUCAACUUCACCCUGUGGGUAUUACCACCUGUUCUCCUCUCCCAUGGUACCUGCCUCUCUUCCUUCUCCUGCUUUUUCUUCCUUGGAUCCAAGGAGCCUUGAAAGAUUCUCCUCAGCUUUCCUGCUUCUAUAACUCAAAAUCCAAUAUCUCCUGCACCUGGAAGCCAGAAACUACCCAGAGGUUUGAGCAAUGCCAUCUCUAUGGCAAGUCGAAGGAAAGACCAGAGAACCGAAGCUGUGAGCUUCUCCAUGUGGAGCCAACACUCUGGACUUGUGACUUGAUCUUAGGAAGAAUCGAUCGUCAGUCUUUGACUGUUUCUGAUGUCCUGGUCAUGACGGUGAGCUGUCUGACUGGGGGACAGAGAAUUGUGAUGGAAGAGGAAUUCAGACCCUUUGAUAAGAUUCGACUGAUGGCCCUCAGUGACCUCUGCCUAACCCAGCAAGAAGAAUAUGCCUACAAUGUGUCCUGGGUAGUCCCCCUAUGUUCACACUAUCUGGAGAAGCACCUGGUGUUUGAGGCUAGAUAUAAGGUUCAGGGAAGCUCCUGGGAGAAAGCCACCAUGCUGCCCAUAAACCAAAAUCAGAGGUGGGUCAACAUUGAAAAACUCUCUCCUGACACAAAAUAUGAGUUCCAGGUCCGAGGCAAACCAGAAAGACAAGGAUUUCCAGCAUUCUGGAGUCCCUGGAGUCAGACCCUUGUCUUCCAGACAAAACCACAAGUGUUUACCUUCAAUAGGCUGUUCAACUUAAUUAUGGGUCUGUGUGGCAUUGUCAGCAUCUUCUUCGUGAUCCUGCUGGUGCCCAGGGGAUACCCCCAGAAAUGGCUGAAGAAGAUUUUAAAAUGUCACAUUCCAGACCCUUCCAAAUUCUUUUCCUCAUUGAGCACAGAGCACGGAGGAGAUUUCCAGAAGUGGCUUUCUUCUCCUUUUCCCACUGCCUCCUUCACCACUAGUAUUUUGGCCCCAGAAAUCUCUCCCCUGGAGGUGAUGCAGAAGGAAGACCCAAACCUGAGUUUGUGGCUGUCCAAGGAGCUGGUCCCAGCCUAUAGAUCACCAGAGACCAGCGGUCACUCUCUCUCCAGCUGCUUCACCAACCAGGGUUACUUUUUCUUCCAUCUUCCUGAUGCUCUAGAAGUUGAAUCCUGCCAGGUAUAUUUCACUUAUUCACCUUUCAGUGAGGAAGAGGAAGAGAACAAAGAGGAAGGGGAGCAGAGCUCCCUGGUGCCCCAGUUGCCCCCUGGAGGACCUGAGGAUGACUCAUACUGUACAUUUCCCCCUGGAGAUGACAUGAUCCUCUUCUCCCCCAGGCUCCUCCAGGGCCCUGGGAAUAACCUGGCACCCCAAAGCAUCUCUUUCUCAGGGAAGGAGGCCAAGAAGGAGAGUUCACCUCCUGAAAAGGACACAGCUACUACUCCAUCCUGUGACCCCAGUUUCUCAAGAUCCCAGAAUUCCUUGGAUUCAAGACCUGAAUCAACCCAGGAUGGGGGCCUUCCUCCAGGCCCUGGAUUGGGGCCUGCCUCUCCUUUUCCCUGGGAUGUUCCCCCUACACCAGACCAGACUCAUGCUGUCUCUUCUACCUACCCAGUCCUGAACACUGGUGCCUACCUCUCCUUGGGAGAACUUCAGAACCAAUACCACACCCAUUCGGCCUAAGCAGAGAGACUUCUCCAAGAGAGGAGAGGGAAGAGAGGCAUGGAAGAUCCCCAAGGCUCAGGAUAACUCCUGGAAAUGGAGCAAGAAGAGCUAUUUAUAAGCAAAAAAACUGAAUUUGGCUUCAGAGGGCUGGCCUUCACACCCCAACUUUAUUCCUUACUACCUCCAUGACUUUGAACAAAUCACUCUAACUUUGUAAGCAUCCAUUUUCUCAUCUAUAAAAAUGAAGGCCAUACAAAACAAUAGCAAUAAUAGACGAUAAAAAUAUAUGAACUUGGAAAUUAGACUACUCUGAGAGAUACAAUGAAUUAAUUUCAAUAUUGACUUAAAUAUACUGAAUGGUAUGUAAUCUAAAUACUUAAAGGAAAAGUUAAAGAAGUUACAGGGGGAAAGAAAGUCAAAUUAUAAUAACGGAGAAUCUCAAUAUACCCCUUUCUAACAUAUAACCCCCCCCCAAAAAAAAGUCAAAAAAGAAGAUAAGACCCUUGAGUAGAAUUUCUAAGUUAGACAUGACAGCUCUCUAGUGAUUAUUAAUGUGGAAUUAAAAGGAAUAUACAUAUUCCUAUAUGUGUGUGGAAUAUUUAUAAAAAUAGAUCAUGUAUCAAAUCAUAAAAACCUCAAAAAUACAGGAAAUAAGAAAUGUUAAAUAUUUCCUUUACUGAUUAAAAUGCACUAAAAAUUAUAUUCCAUAAAAAACAAUUAGAGAAAUGAUUAAAAUUUACUGGGAACUAAAUAAUUUAAUCCUAGAGAAUUAGUAUGUUGAAGAGCAAAUCCUUGAAACAAUAAAAUAUUGACACUGAGGAGACACAUACCAAGAUUUGGAGUAGGUAGCCAAAGCA